Molecule: messenger RNA, 3849 nt
Organism: Mycena citricolor
Lineage: Eukaryota; Fungi; Basidiomycota; Agaricomycetes; Agaricales; Mycenaceae
Source: the annotation of a GenBank genome assembly
AUGGCGGCAGACCCACAUCUUCUGAUUCCUCCCGGGAUUCGUUCCCAGCUCCUACCUGCUGACAAGAUCUCUGUAUGGUCUCUGGUUGACUUCGAUAUUCCCCCAGUGUCUCGAUCAUGCCAACUGCCUGUCGAAGCCUUCAUGUGUCACGAAGAAGCUGCUGUCACCUCCGUGGAGAUCAUUCGAUCCAUUCUCCCGCCUCCAGACAAUGUCGUCAGCGCGAUCUGUCAACACAUCAUCAAGGGCAUCCUCAAUGGCGUGGACAUUGCACCGACCAUUCAGUGUGUCCAUCUCGGGCCAGACAGAGAGGUUGUUCCGCUAUGGAUUACCUCAUAUUGGAUGGACCUUACCGAUGUACGAAAAUCACACAGUCGAUGGUCUCGCGCCAAACUCGUUAUUACGACAGCUCUUCGGAAGUCCACUGUGACUUUGCGGCCUGAUUCUCGAGCUCCGCUCUCACGUCAAAUUUUUGAUCUGCUAUCUUUGGUGUCUUGGACGGAAAAUACGCGCGGUUUUGAGAAUUCAGGCCCCAUUCUGGAACUAUCCUGGUAUAUUGGCCGGUCCUGGUUCACAGAUGCGCAGGAAGGGCACAUGUUGGAGCUUCUACGGGCCGAUCUGCUCGGCACUGGAUCUGUCUUCGAGGACGAGAUCUGCGACGUCUGGAUGAUCAACAAGAUCCGCGAUGGCUUCCAGAACUCUGAUGCAUAUGGAUCCACUCGCGCGCUCUCAGGCAGCGCGCAUCAAUUGGGGCAGGUUCUCUCAUCCGGGGAGCGUCACCGAGUGGGGAUGAUUAUCAAUCUCAGCAACACUCAUUGGGUUGCGUGUGUCGUUGAUGCGUGCAAAGAUGUGAUUCUAUAUGGGGAUUCAUUGCAGAACGGAAAGUCUCAUGGUCCUCGGCCCGAGGAGAAGAGUGUUCUCUCGUGGUGGACAAAGUUUCACACUGGCCGUGAUUUUGAAUGGGGCAGGUUGGAUACAGCAAGGCAGGAGGACGGAUACAACUGUGGCCUCUUUGCCAUCAACGCGCUCAGCCAUUUUUUCUUCCCCCACAAAUAUGAUCUUCUCUCGUCGAACACAAGCUCUGGAGAUAUUGCACGGCUGGAAAUGCUCAAAAAAAUUCUAAACAAGCACAUGAAUAUCUUACCCGAUUCAAUCUCCUUGACUGUGCGGAACACGCUCGAGGAUCUCCCCUCGAUGUUUGACGCGAAUGACAAGCAGAUAACAACGGAAUGGUAUGGAUCCAACUCCGAGUCGACGUCAUCAAAUUCUUCGAUCUUCCCGCUCAUUCCCAAUGAUUCUGAGCUCCUGCCUGAGCCGAUUGCGGAUCAGGAUUGGCGUUUUGAUAGCCCUGCACCCCCCAGUCCAUCUACAAUGUCUGUGGACUCAUUUCCCUCAGCUGCUGACGACAGCAUGCCUGAGGUCGAGUGGGAAGACAUGCCUCUAAAUGUCGCAUUUGAUGAUCACAAAUCACCUGUUCAGCAAUCAAAGCUGGUGCGAAAGCCGGCGUUGAAGAGACUUCUGUCUUCUCCGCCAUCGAGUCCCGAACAGAAGCGAGCCAAGGCUGUGAAAAUCCCGAAGUUCUCCACAGAGAAGGUCAGGGUUGUUUCGAAUAUUCGAGAGGGGUUGGAGAGCGAGGAAAAGACCGGUAUUGUGAGGUUUUAUGCGAAGAAAGCGACACAGGAGGAUCAAGAUCGCGCUCUCCAGCAGUGGAAGGAAGGGCGCAUAGAAACGUUCACACAAGGGCAGGGGUUCUCCGGCCACCCUGAUCGUGUUCUUGCUGAGAAAGCGGAGCGAGAACGGGCUGGUGCUCGGCUUCGACAACAGAAGCAUCGAGACUCUCUCAAGUUGCACGAGAUUCGAUCUGGUGUCCGCUCUCCUGGUGGAACCAAAGUCAAGGUCUCUUCCACUUCUGUCGCUUUUUGUCAAUCUCAUGGAUCAACGUCCCUCUGCCAACAACUUGUCAUCAGUCCUGAUGAUCUUGCUGAGGCAACUCGACCUGGUCGCGCUGCUGCUAAGCGAUCGACUAAUUCCAGUCGGAAUCCAAAGAAGGGUAGCCAGAGGGCGAAACCUAAGCCCAAAUCUCAGUAUAAAAAUUGGCUGAAUCCUCUGUUCUGGCCAAAGAUUGAAGCAGCGUCCCAACAUCCUUCUGUGGGGCCUAACUGGAGUGCCUCAGCAAUCGUCGCUGUCCUGAAGCAAGAUGUUCUGUUUUCAUCGCUAUCAAGAACUACUGUGAACGGCUGGAUUGAUAGGAGCGGUCCCAAGCCGUGCUGGUCCGAGAAAACGCUUGUGCGCGUUGGUCACGGCUUUUUUCAGGGACACCCCAACGGUGGUCAACGAGGGGUUCUUUCACAUCAUCCCGAAGUGGUCGAUACUGUGGUUACACAGCUCCGACUUUUGCGGGAGUCAGGAGCUCAGAUCACUGUUGUGACUGUCCAUGCAAUCAUGAUCGCAGCAAUUUUGUUGGGCGCUCCGGAGAUCUUCCAGAAGGAAUUCAAGGAUGGCUCUCAUUUUGUCGCAUCUGAGUCCUUCAUCCGCCGAUGGCUGCAUUCCACCAUGAAUUGGUCUGUCCGUCAAUCCACUAACGCAGCGCAGAAACUCCCUCGUGACUGGCAGAGUCUUUGCGAGAAGUUCGCGCUCCGUCUUGCAUGGAUGAUCAAAGAACAUGAUAUUCCUGCCGCACUCAUUGUGAACUCGGACCAGACUCAGGUCAUCUAUGCGUCUGGAGCGGGUUUCACGUGGGCAGAUACUGGAGCGAAGCAGGUUUCCGUUGUUGGACAGGAAGAGAAACGAGCAUUUACUGCGCUCCUCGGUAUCACUGCUGACGGAAAUGCGGUUGGAAUGCAAGUCAUCUAUGACGGACUCACAAAGCGAUCACUCCCUCCACAAACGGCCCGCGGCUUCACUAAUCUUGUUGAAGCCGGAUCUCGCUUUGUUUUCUCUGGCACAAGCACUUAUUGGUCAAACAUCGACACCAUGAAGUCGUACGUUAACGAGAUCUUAGCGCCAUAUUUUGAUCGUCGCAAGGUCGAAUUGAAGCUUCCACCGUCUCAAAAAUCGAUCUGGGCAAUCGAUGUCUGGCCCGUUCAGGCAUCAAGCGAGUUUCGUGGGUGGUUGGUUGAAAAUCAUCCCUCGAUUGCCUUCCAUUACAUUCCUGGCGGGACUACUGGUGUUUGCCAGCCGUUGGAUGUGGGUAUCAAUCGAGUCUUCAAGCACGCCAUCAAGCGAUCCGUUCAAGAAGACACAGUUAGAGAAGUGCGGGAGAAGAUGCGCUACACCAGAGAGGGUGCCAUCGAAUUUGAUCGCACAAAGCCGGUUUUACGUGGUCGCAGUGUUGGAUGGCUAUGGGACGCGUUCCAGAUUAUUUCAGAUGCUGAGCUGGUCAAGAAGGCUUUUGCGUUGUGCCAAGCCGGCGCUUUCAAUCUCUCCUAUGAAAGUCUGACAAGCUUCGAGAUUCGAGAGCGACUUCGAAAUCUGAAGGCUAAUGAUCCAGACUUCUGGGAGGAGUUGGAGUCGGGACGUCUCCGAGCCCUGGAACGACACAAUGCCGAGUUCGAGGCAACACAUCCCAGCAAUCCAGAGUCCUAUCUCUCGACUGAUCCGGAUCAAGACGAAGAUUUCGAGGACGACGCAGACAUCAGCACAGCAGCCAUCAAGGAGAAUGUUAUGCAGAGCUGUGGCGUUCCAGGAGAGCAAGCCCGGUUGACUUCGGAUGGAUGGGAAGCAGAGGAUAUCGAGAACAACACUGUAGACAACCCACCUGAGGACGGCGACCAGGGUGAUGGGCAGCAGAGAGGGCGUAGCAAGCGAAAGAUCAAGGUCCCACGCAAGUACUUGGAUUUUUGGCAUCAUUGA